AAUGCAUUGCUGCGCAUGCUGUCUUCCUCUUUUUCAAGGCGCUCAUCGAAGAGAUCAGCCAUGUUUACGGCUAGCGCUAAGAUAGUAAAGCCAAACGGCGAAGCUGCUGAUGAAUUUGAACAGAGUGUUUCCCAGGCUAUCUUGGAGUUGGAGAUGAACUCUGACAUGAAACAACAACUCCGUGGACUCUACAUCUCUGCCGCAAAGGAAGUUGAUGUAUCUGGAAAAAAGGCCAUUAUCAUUUUUGUACCUGUUCCUCAAGCAAGAAGCUUCCAGAAAAUYCAGGUAAGAUACAAGAAAUAAGCAUGCAACAAUGAUG
This is a messenger RNA of Exaiptasia diaphana, 319 nucleotides long. RefSeq names its product 40S ribosomal protein S7. Gene Ontology annotation, biological process: rRNA processing; translation; ribosomal small subunit biogenesis. Gene Ontology annotation, molecular function: structural constituent of ribosome. NCBI's taxonomy places the organism in Eukaryota, Metazoa, Cnidaria, Anthozoa, Actiniaria, Aiptasiidae. The transcript has 4 exons. Gene Ontology annotation, cellular component: small-subunit processome; ribosome; 90S preribosome. Bases 16 to 303 code for a protein of 95 amino acids. The record is from RefSeq and is a predicted model, not a curated record.